CCCACUGGGAGGGCAGACACUUCCCUGGCUGGACGUCUCGACGAUGGACAGGGAUCUCAGUGACGAUGACAGUGUGAUGGACCUCAGCUUCGAGGCCGAGAGUCCUCUGGCGCCCCCGGCUGAACUCCUGGAGAGGCUGCCCAGCUGUGACUGGCUUCUUCAAGGGGACAGAUGCCAGAUAUUCUUCCCACCUUCGGAGGCCCCGGGGAGACCCCAGGAACAAAGGUGCUGGUCUUCGUUCCUGGAACACAGAGUCCCCGUGGUGACAGAGGAGGUGGCCCGGGAAGCCCUCCUCAGCUUCGUGGACUCCAAGUGCUGCUACGGCAGCGCGGCCGCCGGCGACCUCGUCAUCCUGGAGCUGAAGCAGCAGGCCCUGCGCAGGUAUCGACUAGAAACCUUCAGUGAAUCCAGGAUAAGUGAAUGGACUUUUCAGCCCUUUACCAACCACUCCGUGGAUGGGCCACAAAGAGGGACCUCCCCCAGGCUUUGGGACAUCAAGGUCCAGGUUCCCCCGAUGUUUCAGGAAGAUACCAGGAAGUUCCAAGUCCCUCACUCAUCAUUGGUCAAGGAAUGCCACAAAUGCCACGGGCAUGGGCGCUACAAGUGCAGCAGCUGCCACGGGGCCGGCACGGUGCGGUGCCCCUCGUGCAGCGGGGCCAAGCGCAAGGCCAGGCCCGCCCGGCGGUGUCAGAUGUGCUCGGGGUCCGGCAGGCAGAGGUGCAGCACAUGCUCAGGGAGGGGGAACAAGACCUGUGCCACCUGCAAGGGCGAGAAGAAACUGCUGCACUUCCUCCAGCUGGUCAUCGUGUGGAAGAACAGCCUGUUUGAGUUUGUGUCUGAGCGCCAGCUGGGCUGCCCUGGGGAGCUGCUUGCUAAAGCCAGAGGAGAGACCCUCUUUAAGGAUGAAAACACGAUGGUGUACCCCAUCGUGGACUUCCCCCUGCGGGAGAUCUCUCUGGCCUCCCAGCGGGGUAUCGCUGAGCACAGCGCUGCGCUGGCCUCCCGAGCCCGCGUCCUGCAGCAGCGCCAGACCAUUGAGCUGAUCCCCCUCACGGAAGUUCGUUACUGGUACCAAGGAAAGACUUAUGUCUACUACAUCUACGGCACCGACCACAAAGUGUACGUGGUGGAUUACCCCGAGAGGUACUGCUGUGGCUGCACCAUCAUCUGACAUCGCACAUCUGCCCCCAGAGCCCGCCACUCACAUUUGCCCAGGAGAUUGGCCGAGGUCUCUGAGAUGACUCACUGUUGGCUCCUCUGGACAAUUGCAUGCAAACCCUGGUGUGUCCUUCCAGAGAAUUCAGCUCCUCUGUCAAGCUACAAGUCCUUCUGGAGCCCGUCUGGCGGAAUCUAUCGUGUCUAACCUACAAGAAUUCAUCUACACACACUGCUUUAGGAGGAAUAACUUAAGCGGUGGGGGCUUUGCCUCUGGCCUGUGAACUAAAGCCCUGAUUGAGCGUGGGGUUGAUUUUACUUUUCCCUGGGUCAGUCUCAGUUCUGGUGUGUCUCUGCUAGUUUGGGCCUUUUGUGGAGCUGAGUGAUUCUGAAAUGUUGAAAGAUAAGACAGAAAUUAGCUGCCUCUUAUGCACACCAAAUAGUGCACUUAGGCAAAAAACGUACACAAUUUUACUCCUCAUUCUGUGGGUCAGGAAUUCAGACAUAGCCAUGGUGGGAUGGCUUAUCUCUGUUCCAUGACGUCUGGUGCCUCACCUGGAAGUAUCAAAGGCUGGGGUGGCUCAAGGGCAGGGGCGCUGAAAUCAUCUGAAGGCUGGUUCACCCAGAUACCUGGUGGUCGAUGGCGGCUUUCGGCUGGAACACCUACAUGUGGCCUCCCCAUGUGGCAUGGGCUUCCUCACAGCAUGGCGGCUCUCAGGGUAAGCACCCCACACAUGUGCCCCAAUUAAAGAGACAGAGAUCUGUUCCCAGACUGGAGAACAAACCCGCUGUGUUGGCUAGACCAAGGGUCUGUAUGCUAAUCUCUAACAUGGUGCCUGUGCAUGGGUAAAUUUUAGAGAGUGAUUUUGGAUAUAUGCAGGUUCUUACAUCACGUGCUGACCUUAGAACCUGCCCACUGAGUAGAAGGUGACCUGGAUGUCCUGUGUACCCAGUCCCAGGCAGGAACUCCCACCUGGUGCAGUGAGGCUGGGUGGGUGGAGGGGACACCCUGCACACUGAAUGCCCGGUUGGCUUUGGAGGGGUGGUUCGGGGGCUGCGUGGGCCACUGUGUACCUGGUUGUGAGUAACCAGAUGUCCCUAUCAUCUUACAAUGCCUGCCCCCACCCGGAAGGGGAGUGCUACACCCCAGGAGGGCCAGUCCGUACCCUCUUGAUUCCCAAGCUCCUGCUGGCCUGCAGCCCUCGUCCCCCAUAGGGUAGAAGCAUGUGGACAUAAUAGGCCUGGUUGGGGGAGGCUCAGGUUGCGGGGGUGGUCUGAGGCCAUUCCCCUGGGGCAUCGUACAAAUGGAGGGGACGGUUUUUGGCUGUUGCCAUCAUGGGUGGACAGAGCCCAGGAAAGCGGGGCAUCCAGCAGUGCUCGGGGACGUCAGCACAGUGGAGUGGCAUUCCACGUGUUACAUGGCUGGCAGAUACCCCGCUGACACGGAGAACUUACUUCUACAAGGUCUCAUCAGUUAUUAAUGCAGUGCGGAUUUUUAUUUGGUGUUCGCCUCUGUUCUUUGAUUUUCUGGUAUGUCUCGUUUGAAACGGCUUCUGAUCCUCUCCCUUCUCUCAAGUACAAACUUGGAACUCUAAUGCCUUCGUUGGGGUUCCUCGGGCCGCUGUGCUUGAGCCUCACAGAUUGAAAUACAUGUAUUAAAA
This is a messenger RNA of Eubalaena glacialis (North Atlantic right whale), 2816 nucleotides long. It is a transcript of the gene SSUH2, whose product is annotated as ssu-2 homolog. The record is from RefSeq and is a predicted model, not a curated record. Bases 44 to 1171 code for a protein of 375 amino acids. NCBI's taxonomy places the organism in Eukaryota, Metazoa, Chordata, Mammalia, Artiodactyla, Balaenidae. The transcript is spliced from 12 exons.